GCCGCCAUGCUGCGGGAACCCGCCGAGGAGCGCGGCCGGGACUGGUUCACCAUCGGCGGGGCCCUCACCGCACCCCAGCUCCUGGCAGAGGAGCCGCGGGCCGCCCGCCGAGGCGCCUUCCUCCGCCAGCCCGCAAAGGAACCGCUGGCGGCUGUGGGGCUGCCUAUCUCAGAGAAUGUUGGAAAUGAAUAUGCUAAGAAAUUAAGACAAGCAAAGGAACGAGAGCUGAAUGUAGCUGGAAAUGAUCAGCAUGUCUAUAAAACAGGUUCUUCACUGUAUCAGUGUGAAUCACGUGAUUCAACUUCUAUGCCAAUAAGUAAAUGGAAAUAUUUGGAUAUGCCUACAGCCAAACACAGGGAAAAGAUAGUGUCUCUGAUACAAAACAAUUCAGUUGUGAUUGUAGAAGGAGCAACUGGCAGUGGAAAGAGCACACAGAUUCCACAAUAUAUUUUGGAUUAUUGCAUGAACCAGUCUUUGCCCUGCAACAUUGCUGUUACCCAGCCUCGGAAAAUUAGUGCCAGCAACCUUGCCAGGUGGAUUAGCAAGGAAAGAUCAUGGACACUAGGUGGAUUUAUAGGAUACCAGUUAAGUUUAGAGAAUGUUUCAACAAAGAAGACGAGGUUGCUGUAUAUGACAACUGGAGUUCUUCUUCAGAAAAUACUUUCUGCCAAGAGCCUAACUCAGUUCACACACAUUUUCAUUGAUGAGGUGCAUGAGCGUACAGAAGAAAUUGAUUUCUUGCUCUUGGUGACCCGUAAACUGUUGUAUACAAAUUCACAGUCUGUGAAGAUAAUAUUGAUGUCUGCUUCUAUCAACUCCAAAGAAUUAGCUGAUUACUUUGCACUUCCAGUUCAUAAUGGUUUGAAUUCAGUCUGUGUAUUUGAGGUGGAAGGCAGACCUUUUGAAGUUGAAGAAUAUUAUCUUGAUGAUUUGAAGGACAUGUUUGAUUUCCAGCUUCGUCCUCAGAGCCUUGGGGAACCAAUGAUUGAAAAGAAAAUGUAUCAAGUGGCAGUGUCUGUGAUUCAGUCACUUGAUGAGUUUGAAAAGAGGGAGAAAAAGAGCUUGAGUGAAACACUGGAACGUGGCAGCGUGCUUGUGUUUUUACCAGGUUUAAGUGAAAUAAGAUACAUGCACUCAUGCCUCUCGGAUAAAUACAAAAGGUGGCAAGUGUACCCACUUCAUGCAUGUGCAACACUGGAGGAACAAAGUAAAGUAUUUUCAGCUACAGUUCCUGGCUACAGAAAAGUUAUUCUAGCUACCAACGUAGCUGAGAGCUCUGUAACAGUUCCUGAUGUUAAGUAUGUGAUAGAUUUCUGCUUAACUAAAAUUUUAUUUUGGGAUAAGGAAACUAAUUACCAAAAUUUGAGGCUUUGCUGGGCAUCUAAGACAAACUGUAGUCAAAGAAAAGGUCGUGCUGGACGUGUUUCCAAAGGCUAUUGUUACAGGCUCAUACACAAGGACUUCUGGGCAGACUGUAUCCCAGAGAAGUCAGAGCCUGAGAUGCUGCAUUGUCCAUUGGGAGCUACAGUCUUAAAAUUAAAGAGGCUUGAUAUAGGGGAACCAAAAGCCUUGCUGGCAACAGCUCUUUCUCCACCCAGUGUAGGUGACAUUGAACGUACAAUAAUUCAGCUGAAAGAGCUUGGAGCACUUACAACCUGUGCGCAAACAGAAGAAAAUCUGCAUGAUGGUGAGCUGACUUUCUUAGGAGUGGUGUUGGCACAGUUGCCAUUGGACCUGCAUCUUGGAAAGUUGAUAGUCCUUGGGCAUGUCUUUGGUUGCUUAGAGGAAUGCCUUAUUAUAGCUGCAGCACUGUCUUUGCGGAAUUUUUUUGCAGUACCUUUCAAAAACCAUGUUGAUGCAUACAGAAAAAAAAUGGUUUUUUGUGGGAAUAGUAGGAGUGACUGUAUUGCAAUUCUGAAUGCAUUUAGGGCAUGGCAGGCCUGCAAAGAAAAAGGGAAGCUGAGAAAUCCCAUGGAAGAGCUUGAGUGGGGUCGUUCUAAUUGUGUUCAUAUAAACAAGAUCAAAGAGGUGGAAGAGUUAUUUCACAACUUGAAAAGGAGAGUCAGUGCAUUUAAUAUGCAUGUUAAAGCUCAACCAUCUCCUAUGGACCAGGAAUAUGUGUGCAAACAACGCUUCAUCUUGCAGGUGGUAAUAGCUGGUGCCUUCUAUCCAAACUACUGUACUUUUGGAAAAUGUUAUGAAGAAACUGCCAUGAAGGACCUUGCUGGCAAGGAUCCAAAAACCACUGUAAUGCUGAAGAACAUUCCUCCCUAUGGAUAUAUAUACCAUAAACAGUUGCAGUCACUGCUUAGACAGUGUGGGCAGGUAAAAUCUAUUUCCUACAGUGGAGCAAGAGCUUUUGUGGAGUUCUCCCGUAAUCCAAAGGAGGUCUUCAAGGUUCUUCCUGAAGUGUACCUGGCAGUCAAGAUGUCACAGCUGAAGAUUCCUUUUGAGCUGAGUGUUCAUUGUCCAGAAGAUAUCACAAGACAAGUGCAAGGUGCAGCAGCUGCAGGUUUGGAAUUUCUAAGAGUAAAUGUGGACUGUCAGAAGCAGACAGUGGAGCCUGUGGAAAUUUCAUUUGGUGAUUUACAAAUGUCGAAGAUGAUCCCAAGUCAUUUUUUGUCCAUCAGGGUAACAGAGAUAGUAGAAGUUGGACACUUCUGGGGUUACAGGACAGAUGAAAAGAACACAGCUGUACUGCAGGCUCUGAGUGCUGAGAUUGACUGUCAGAACCUGAUGGAUUUAGCAGUGCCUCCACGUGUGGAUGUGCUGUGCCUGGCACCAUUCACUUAUCUGGGAAAGAGAGGAUACUACAGAGCUCAUGUUCUGUAUAUUCACGGGGAUCUUGCUGAGGUUUUUUUUGUGGAUUAUGGCAAUAGAUCAGAAGUGCCUUUAAAUAAAUUAAAAGAGAUUCCAAGCUGUCUUCAGGGGCUUCCUUUCCAGGCUUUGGAGUUCAAGAUCUGCAAGAUGUGUCCCUCUGCCCGGUCCCUGGUGUGCGGGGAGCGCUGGAGCUGCAGCGCCAGCCAGAGGUUUGCCUCUCUGGUCAGUGGCUGCACUCUGCUCGUGGAGGUUUUCUCCCUGGUGCACGGCGUCCUGCACGUGGAUGUUUUCCGGCACUCGGGCCGCAGGGGCCUGCUGAACGUUCGGGAUGUGCUCAUCGAGGAGAGCCACGCGGAGCCGGCACAGGAGUCCUACGAGUCACAGCAAAACCAUGAUUUGCUCAAGGAAAUAUUUUUGGAUAAAGCAAAGGAAGAAGAGCAAGUGCCUGUAUCUGCAAAACAGGAAGAAAAGCAUCUCAUUGAAAGAUUGUUGAACUGUUUUUCUGAAAAGAAAUCUGAUGCACCAACCCAUAAGGUAACCAUUUUUGGUCCAUUUAGUCCUUACCAGCUGAAAUGCUACGGUCUGACCAAAAUAUCCCAAUUCAGAAAUGUUCUCGUACAUAGGGAGAGCAUAAACUCCGUUGUUGUCCAUGAUGGUGUAGAAGAUCCCUUUCAGCGGCUCUUGGUUGCCACUGAUGUAUCAGUAACUGCAGCUGGAUGUGUGGUUUUAAGGGACACAUCUCUGAUGCCUCCUAUCCAUGGCCUGCUGGCACUCCUCAGUAUGCUGUUUGCUCCUGCAAUAGAACUCAGAGUUCAUAAAAGUGGGAAGUAUUUUACUGGUGUUCUGUGUGGUUUGGGUUGGAGUGAGACAUCUGGUGCUCCACUGCUUCCAGAAAAUGAUAUGGAGGUGACCUUUGAUGUGCAUUUUGGACAGGAAGACAUAGUAGAGAUAAACAGUCUGAGGACAGCCAUGAAUAAGCUGCUCUGUGAGCAAGCACUGUAUUCUGGCCAAGAGCAAGUGGCACAGCUGCAGGAGAAUACUCGUCAGAAGCUCCUAUGUUUAAUCUGCAAAUCAAAGCCUCGAGACAUAAUUGAUCCUCUCUGGUAUGAGAAGCCAUAUGCAUGGAAUCAGGUGGAUUCUCAACGUAUUAUUGGCGAGUCUGAAAAGCAGCGUGCAAGAGGAAAUUCUGUUUAUCAGCUCCACAAGCUUGUUUUGUUGAAUGAUUAAGUAUUUCUAGAAAUCUUUCAGAGGAUGAGGUACUACCAGUCUAAAAAUUAUUUCUGUCUUGUACACAUGUUUUGCGAGACUGUUCCUUAAGAUGAGUACAAGUUUUAUAAAAUACAGUUUGGAAGAUGUUCCUGUGUUUUUGAAAAAGCUGUGGUUUGCUGGCCUAGAGCAGACAAGUUCAGUCAUAAAAGAAACUGAUGUAUCAGGAUACAGUUUUCAUUUUAAUAAUACUUCUGAACAGGUUUAUCACAAGGUACGUGAAAGAUGAAGCAAAUCGAGGCUUAGUUGUUAAUUUUCUGUCUAAAGCCCCAUAUAUUAAGGGGUAUGGCUUUUUUUUGUCUGUAGUUGCAAGUUGCAUUUUCCUGUUUUCUUUUUUAUUAGUUUUGUUUAAAAAUAUGGAGCAAAGAGGAUUGAGGUUUUCCUUAACCAAGAAAUAGAAUUCAGAAGAAACUGAUGAUCUGAAUUAUAUUCUGAUCCAAACUAUAUCUUCAUAUAGUGGAUACAAUUUUUUCGUUGAUUUUUUUUGUACAGCAAAACAUGAUUUAUUUUCUUGUAUGGCAGAAGAAUGCUUUUGAAUUACUGGUUCAUGGCACUUUGUUUCAUCCUUUUGACUUAUUUUUACCUGGGAGAUCUUUAGCCCUAAAAAUUAGGUCAGUGGUUUCAGAAUAAAAUGCAGAAAUUAAAUAAAAUGUUUUUGUCUCUUCCUUUGUGCAGUCAUGCUUAAUAAAAGCUGAAUUUAGUUAUUAAAGGUCUGUGAUUGUAUUCAUGAAAUACAUCAAUAGAGAAAGAAAAUAGGGAAGAGUAUUCAUUUUCACUGUUCAUGCAGUGGUUUGAAAGGUCAUGUAAUAUCCAGUCAUCCUCUUAAGGACAGAGAAUCAUGGCCAUCAUAAAGAAAUGGUAGCUUUUUGGAAAAUAAGGGGAUGCUUAAAACAAAUUAUUUUAGGCUAUAAUUAAACAGAGAGAUGACUGUGUAACAGCCAAUUUCAGUGGUUUAUUAGAGCAUUACUUUCUUAGACCCAUUUUAGUGAUCCUUGGGAAUUGGAAUAGUUAGUGAGAGAGGUCUAACAGCAAAAUUGCAUCUCAAGUGGCUUAGACAAGAGCGUUUCUCAGCCAAGUGUUGUACACCAAUUAAGUGUUCUUGUUAAACACCUUCAGGGGCAAGUGGAACAGGCAGGAUUUCAAAUCUUGCUUUUGUCUGUCAAUGAUGGGAGUUUUCUUAGGAAGAGGAAACUUGGCAAUGCACAAAGGCAUGAGAAAAAUAAAGGAAUUCAUUCCACAUAACCAACAAACAUUUUUUUAAAAUUUUUAAACUCUGUUUCUCCCGUGAAAGGUUUGUGAGUGUGACUGUGCUGCCACCAGGUGGGGGCUGCUGUGAAAUAAGGCAGAACAGCCCUGAAGGAAACUCGGCAUCCUUCAAGUCAGCCUUGCUGGGUGAUGUUGUUUAUUUGCAGAUGAAUAUACAGUGCUAACAUUUGUAGAGGAGCUGUUGUAUUUUAUUGUUUGAUUUGGGCUUCAACAGCAUUGCAAAGUCACCUGAACAAGUUUAAGGUAAGUAGCUUCAGGAUUUCCCUUUCAAAGGGUAAUAGUAUGUCACACUAGAGGAAGAAGUAUUGUAAACAGCAGUGUCUGUGUGGCUGUGGACCUGAUCCCACUCAGCUUUGUGGCUUGUGGGGGCUACUUCCAUUUAAAAAAAUGGCCAUGACUACUUUUCAAGAUUUUGUUUAUGUCCAGAUGUUCAUCAACACUGAGCAGAAUGAGACUUCACUUACCACAGUUAAUAAAUUAUUUAUGUACUUCUUCAUUGAGCUUAAGAUGGAACUAUUUGAAUCUAUCAAUGGUCAGAUUAAUGCUCUUAAAUGCCUCCAGUAGUAAGGAUAAGGUGACAAACUGAUCUGAUAGGUGCUUCUAGAAUCUGAAACAGUGUGCACUGAUGGUUAUUCAUAAUUUCCCCCCAUAGCUACAAUGACACCUCAUAGCAGUUUUAAGUCAAAAAGAGAUUUUUUGCCAUUCCAUGUAAUUAAUUUUGGAAUUUCCCACCAUGGGCUCUGAUGGAAAUGAAACAAAUACAGAAAAUAACUGGAACUCCAGGGAAGGAAGGUUCUUCAAUACCUGUUAAAAUUUGAUGAACUGAACUCCCUACCUUACUGAAUUCCAGAACCUCAGAAUGUACUCAAAGCGUGUCUAUUUUUAUACUUGCCCAACUGUUUCCAUAUGACAAGUAUAUAGGUGGGAAAUACUGUUUACAAAUUCCUUUACAGACAGGUCACCUGUGGUUCCUUAACUGGUUCUUGAAAGUGCUGCAGAGCACUUGCUCUGUUCUUUCAGGAGAAUCACUGAACAGCAAACAGAAAAAGGAUGUAACACAGUUGGGAGUUCCAGUUCCUUUCCAUAAAGGUGCGUGUAGGGAUUAGGGUGCUUUGAAUGAACCCAGCUGAGUCCUGCUCAGCCUGGGGCCACUUGCACCCUGGCAGCUGUGCUCUCUGCAGGGAGUGCCAGUGGGGAAAUGAAGGUGAGAGGGGAUGUCAGUGUGAAGUGGUCCAUUUCCAGGGAAAGCAGGA
This is a messenger RNA of Prinia subflava (tawny-flanked prinia), 6605 nucleotides long. It is a transcript of the gene TDRD9, whose product is annotated as tudor domain containing 9. Gene Ontology annotation, cellular component: intracellular anatomical structure. Lineage: Eukaryota; Metazoa; Chordata; Aves; Passeriformes; Cisticolidae. Bases 7 to 4047 code for a protein of 1346 amino acids. The transcript has 36 exons. Gene Ontology annotation, molecular function: ATP binding; RNA binding; helicase activity. The record is from RefSeq and is a predicted model, not a curated record.